AUGCAUCUCGGCAAAAAAGCUAUUCUGAGAGAGGCAGGCCCGGUAUCACCGCGAAACCCAUUUGCUCUUGUGCUCCCCCGCAGGUGCUCAUGCGGACUCUCAUCGCCACGCGGCCCCUGCCUGUGCGGCUCGGGCUCCGGCUCGCUGGCACUACUCCUGCUGCAGCAGCCACGGCAGCUUCAAGGGACACAUUUGUUCUAUGAUUACGCAGAUGCUAAAGAAGAAGAAUUUGAAGAUUAUUUGGAGGAAUUGGACAGUACAGGGCCUACCAAGCCACCUAUCAAAACAAGUUUCCAAAGGCAUACCAUCAUUUCUCCUGGAGGUCCACUGACUGAUCCAAGCUACUGUGAUGAUGAAAUAAAGAUGAAAAAUGUCCACAACAGGUUCCACUGUGUCAAAGAACAUUUCUUCAUCCUAAUAUCAUAUAAGAAGCUGCAACAGGCCUGUUACAACCUGUUUGUGCAAUGUAAGAAUGGAGUUAAGAAAUGUCACAGGAGCAAGCAAUACAUAGAAGCCGUGUAUUGUAAUUUAAUGGAAGGAUCCUUGAUGUCAGACUGUGUAUACACAUCUGCUUACCUGCAAGGAUUUGCCCUGAUCACUUGUCGAUGGCAAAAUGACAUCAAAGAAAUUGUUCCUGUUCAUGUAAAUGGUAUUAUGGUAAUAAAUCACUACCAGAAAAGCCUCAUGGACCAGGAAGGUAUCAGCCUUUAACCAUGCUAGAUGAGUGCUCCCUAAGAGGUUAGAGCAGGAGAAUAUAACCUCCAUACUGAUCCUUACAGGUCACAAUUGAGAAUGGUAAAUUUAAUCAUUUCAUUUUAAUCACCUGCCUCCUUCCCUCCUUCCCCUGACACCACACAGGCAUCAUGGGCUAGGUUCACAGUGCUCUGAGAUGUGAUUUCAAACAGGUCAUGUAAUUCAGCACAUUCCGAAUGUGUCAUGAGGAUAGAUGCCUGUAGGGAAAGAAUACCCAGCACCAAGAGGAAAAGGAAGUGAUUGCCUUAUGUGUGCUCCAAAGCUGUGUUCAUGCAAAUCUCUAGUUCAAUAGAAAUAAAGUGAAUUGAACUAGUCAAGUGUCUCCAGGAUGGUUACGUGGGGUUUCUGGGUUUGAAGUUAUUUUUCUCUGUGGCACAACUUGAAACAAAUGAAACACAAAGAACUCAAAGCCCCUUGAAUCUAUUUAUCCAGUUUAGGUAAUAAUUAAAAGAAAUCCCUUAAUAUCUUUAUUAUUCCCUGUAACUGACUGAAAUGGGUUAAGGAGCAGUGAUAGGGGAUGGUAGGGAGAGUGUCUGCUGCUCUUGCACAUUUCAGUCUGCUCAUCUCUUCCCCUUUCCCUAUGCUUGUCUUCAGACUCAGAACUAAGGUCCUACUUUAUCAAUCAGUUGAUGUGAAUAAGGACCUAGGGCCAAGGGCUGCCAGACCCUGUUUCAGUGACUAAGGGAAGAACACCAGAAAAUUGAGCCUCUAGAUACCAUUAUUCACUUGAAAGCUCAUGGCUUUUAACUAUAAUGUCUGAGUGAAUGAGGAUCCCAUCAGACUUUUGGGAAUCUCCACGACACCCUCUAACAGACAACUUCCUGUACAUCAGUUGAAGAGGUUAUUCACAUAAGCUAGCCUGGGUCUGGGUUAUGGACCAUCUCAUCUGGGUCAUGUUCAUCUCAUCAUCUUGGGGUUAUGCAAUGUGUGAUACAUUUAUGAGAGUAUGGUAUAGUACAAUAACUAAGGCACGAAAUAAUCACAGUGCAUCUCCUUCUCUCCAGAUAAAUGAUCUAAUCCAUACACAUUCUAGAAUUAGAGUCAUGGAAAUACCACAAGGACUAUUCAUGCAGAUUGUUCCUUUUAUCUAAUAUUGCAUAAGAAGGUCAGAUCCUUUACACAGUGGAUUCCCUAAGAUAGAUCAAAACUAUAAUUUUUGGAUUUCCCCUUUAUAAGAUUUCAAGAUUAUGGCCCAGUCUCUAUCAGGAUCCUCUCCUCAAUGAUGUCAAACCAAUAAGAUGAACAUUGUCCGUAACCUUGAUUUACAUCACAGUUUAUUCUCUAUGUUAGAGUC
This is a messenger RNA of Manis pentadactyla (Chinese pangolin), 2047 nucleotides long. RefSeq names its product ribonuclease A family member 9 (inactive) (gene RNASE9). The transcript has 2 exons. Bases 1 to 711 code for a protein of 236 amino acids. The record is from RefSeq and is a predicted model, not a curated record. Gene Ontology annotation, molecular function: nucleic acid binding. NCBI's taxonomy places the organism in Eukaryota, Metazoa, Chordata, Mammalia, Pholidota, Manidae.